ACCUAACUAUGUAAAGAGGUUCUUGGUGUGAACUGCCCUGUCAGUCUCCUCACAGCAGUGCAAAAACCUCUGCUUUCUGACACAGAGUGAGAGAGAGCUAACCAAGUUUCACAAUGACAGACUACUCCACAAACAUGCGGCUGAGACUGCCGCUGGUGUGCAUCAUCUUGGAGGUCAUCCUCAUCAUCCUGUUUGGUGCCCUUGUGGAGUAUGAUGAAGACACUGAUGCCAAGAAGUGGAACAAGAACAACCAUACACACACACAAGACAUGGAAAAUGACUUCUACUACCGCUAUCCCAGUUUCCAGGAUGUACAUGUGAUGAUUUUCAUUGGCUUCGGGUUUCUCAUGACAUUCCUGCAGCGCUAUGGCUUUAGCAGUGUUGGCUUUAACUUCCUCAUUGCAGCCUUUUCUCUGCAAUGGGCAACACUUAUGCAAGGCUUCUUUCAUGGCAUGCAUAAUGGCAAGAUCCAUGUUGGAGUGGAGAGCAUGAUCAAUGCAGACUUCUGCACUGGCUCAGUGCUGAUCUCAUUUGGAGCUGUGUUGGGCAAGACAAGCCCAGUCCAGCUGCUGACAAUGGCGAUAUUUGAGGUUACAAUGUUUGCCAUUAAUGAGUACAUCCUUCUCAGUCUUUUUGAAGCAAGAGAUGCUGGAGGAUCCAUGACCAUCCAUACAUUUGGAGCAUACUUUGGACUCAUGGUGACACGUGUGCUGUACAGGCCCAACUUGGACAAGAGCAAGCACAAGAACAGCUCUGUGUACCAUUCUGACCUCUUUGCCAUGAUUGGAACCAUCUACCUGUGGAUGUUCUGGCCCAGCUUCAACUCGGCCAUCACUGAUCUAGGAGAUCCCCAGCAUCGCACUGCCAUGAACACAUACUACUCACUGGCUUCCUGCACACUUGCUACAUUUGCUUUCUCUGCUCUUGUCAGCCAUGACGGAAAACUUGACAUGGUGCACAUUCAGAACGCUGCAUUGGCAGGUGGUGUUGCUGUAGGAACAGCUGGUGAGAUGAUGCUGACUCCUUUCGGUUCCAUGAUAGUGGGAUUCCUGGCUGGAACAAUUUCAGUGCUGGGAUACAAGUACCUGACACCUAUUUUGGAAUCAAAGCUGAAGAUUCAAGAUACAUGUGGUGUUCACAACCUACACGGUAUGCCUGGAAUCCUGGGAGCCAUUGUUGGCUCAAUCACUGCUGCAGCAGCAAGCAAUUCAGUAUAUGGUAACGGGAUGGGCAAAGUGUUUCCACUCAUCUCCAAAGAUUUCACUCCAUCUGAUCAGGCUAUAAGGCAAAUUAUCUCGCUGGCUGUGACCCUGGGUAUGGCCCUGUUUGGCGGGCUUAUUGUUGGAUUCAUUUUAAAACUGCCUAUUUAUGGAGCCCCACCUGACACUCUCUGCUUUGAGGAUGCAGUCUAUUGGGAGGUGCCAGGAGAAGAGGAAGGCCAUAAUGAACUGACUGCUGUAAAAUCAAUUGAUGAAUCGGAAAAACUCAAUGCUUAAAAGACAUGCCUGCCAUUGUGAGUGAGUGCUUGUUUGUGAACAUACAUGUGGGCCUGUGCACAUAUAUUGACAUACCAGUCGAAAUAUAUACGAUACACACUCAAGGCUGAGGAUGAUUACAAGAUUAUCUGUGCUCCACUCGAGAUAUGAUUUUUGAUUUUUUUUUUUUUAUAUAUAUAGACUUUCAUAUUUAGAAUGUUUUAUAAAUGAUGUCUAAAAGUCUAAAGAAUUUAAACAUUAUUUAGGCUACUAGAGUUUAUAGUUUAUUAAAUAAAACAAAAACAAACAAAACUAAACAAAAAAUAAACAUAAAUCUGUGUCACUGUAAAAACAGGCCUUAAAAACUUUAAAAUGCCAAUCUGUAUGCAUCAGUAUUUACCUCAUUGUGUUAAAUGCUGAAUUCUCAGGUAUUUUUCUCAAACAGAAACCCACCAAGCUGUGUCCAAAUCUACUGUUUGCAUAAAAUGCUGGCAGCUAUAAGCAACAUAUGUGGAUUAUUUUCUGAGAUAAUCAACAACUUCUGUGCUAAGAAAUAAGUAUUUACUCUAUAUCCCAGAUUAAUAUGCCACAAAUGUAAAAUGGUAAUGCUAGUGAACCUGAGUAGAAAGAUGUCAGUAAGUCAACAGUCGACCAUGUGACAGUACAUACUGUAUUUCCAGGCAAGGUUUAUUCUGACUGCUAAUGUUGCUACCUCCUGCAAAAUGAACACUUAAUACAACAGUGAACAGAACGGCAAAGCAGUGGCCGCCACACACUAGCCUUCUGGAGUACUCCCUGUCCGGUACAUUUUCUUACAUAUUGCAGUUUUUCCCUCCAUUAAUCUCCCUAGUUCAACCGAAAAGGCGCUUACGGUGUGGAAAGGAUGAAAAUUAGUUGAAAAACGUGCACGACAAGGAGUAUUCCACUAUAAUAAAAAUGAAUGCAUCCUGUUUGACCAGCAGAUGGAGCCAUUGAGCUAUUGGCUGAGCUGCAGCAGGAGGACGGUAGUCGAAACAACGGUUUGCGUGGAAAUACUUGGUUAAGCUCUCAUUAGUUAAACAUGUCCCAUAUGUCAGUGUACUGUAUAUAUUUGGUCAUCUAUGACGUAUGACAUUUAUGAAACAAUUGUUUUCUUUUCUUUUACUGCAGAAUGUAUGCAAAUUUAAAUUUUACCUUAACUCCUUAAUAAACGAUAAAUGAUAAUAAUGCCUUUAAAAAAUAGUUUUAGUUUGUUUAUGCAAACAUAAAAUGUAAUGAUUUUUUUUUCAUGAAGUCCAUAAAAUGUUUGUAGAUUCGACAACUUUAUCCAACAGUGUACAUUCAAUAAAGA
Clarias gariepinus (North African catfish) is the source of this 2805-nucleotide messenger RNA. It is a transcript of the gene rhbg, whose product is annotated as Rh family B glycoprotein. Bases 114 to 1496 code for a protein of 460 amino acids. The record is from RefSeq and is a predicted model, not a curated record. Gene Ontology annotation, molecular function: ammonium channel activity. Gene Ontology annotation, cellular component: plasma membrane. Lineage: Eukaryota; Metazoa; Chordata; Actinopteri; Siluriformes; Clariidae. The transcript is spliced from 10 exons. Gene Ontology annotation, biological process: ammonium transmembrane transport; ammonium homeostasis.